Eimeria acervulina is the source of this 2694-nucleotide messenger RNA. RefSeq names its product Pre-rRNA-processing protein TSR1 like protein, related. Gene Ontology annotation, cellular component: nucleus; preribosome, small subunit precursor. The record is from RefSeq and is a predicted model, not a curated record. The coding region runs from base 1 to 2694 and encodes 897 amino acids. Gene Ontology annotation, biological process: maturation of SSU-rRNA from tricistronic rRNA transcript (SSU-rRNA, 5.8S rRNA, LSU-rRNA); endonucleolytic cleavage of tricistronic rRNA transcript (SSU-rRNA, 5.8S rRNA, LSU-rRNA); ribosome biogenesis. The transcript is spliced from 11 exons. Lineage: Eukaryota; Apicomplexa; Conoidasida; Eucoccidiorida; Eimeriidae. Gene Ontology annotation, molecular function: GTP binding; U3 snoRNA binding; GTPase activity.
AUGAGUCAUCGUCAUCGUUCCGUCCUGAAACAGCGGAACAAGGCAUUUAAGGGGUCAUCUUCCAAGCCUAAGAACCUCAAGGAAAAGCGAAGAACUGUGGCAGCAAAUGCUUUGGCUCUUUCCAUUAACCGACCAAUUACGAAAUCCGACCGUGUGCAACGGUCUAAGCAGCGCCGCCUUCAGCUGCGCCGCGACUAUCAUCAGCAACAAGUAUCGAGUUCCACUGGCCCACCCCCGAAGGUAGUUCUCCUUCUGCCGUUUUCCGAUUCUGUAUGCGUCGACAGGGUCUUUAACGAGAUAAGACGGGAACUCGUUUGCGAAGGUGAGGGGACAGUUGACGAUGGGAGUUCGGGUGGAGAUAUGGACGAGGACGAGACCGGCACAGGAACUAAUGGUGUGAAGGAAUCGUCUUUCCAAAGCCAUCCUCAUCACUGCCGCUACUUAUUCACCUUGCCUGCUUAUGCACGGAACCCAGCAAUACCGAAAAGGCAUCGUCAACAAGUGUUGCUGGUGCCUGCGCCCCGCAUUCACGACCGAGACACAGGUGACGUAAUGCAGGAGGAAGGGGGACAACCCGAACGGCCGAGUGAGCUCUUGAGAUAUAUGGAUCUGUGCAGCUGCUGUGACGUGUUGAUAUGUCUCUUCGGCGGCAAAUGCACCUACGAAAACAGUGCCUUUAGUCGCCGGGGAUACAAAGUACUGCAGGCCCUCAAGCUCCAGGGCCUCCCACCUUCGGUAAUCGGCGUCGGCUGUGUAGAUCCUUCCUUGUUAGAUCCGGCAGAUGCUCCCCAGGGAAAAUACGCGGUGAAUGAAAGUCUCAAGUUUAUGCGCCGCUUCUUUGAAUCUGAGCUAGGCGCCGAAAGGAAGUUUUUCAGCAUCGGGAACUCAACGGACUGGCGUAAUCCUUUACGGGCUUUGGGGGCUGCUGCUACCUUGGCCCAAGCUGAUCUAAAUGCGAAAGGUUUGGCAAAGGGAGCGGAGGCGGCUGCUUGCAGAAGGCGAGGGCAUCUACUCGCUUUGAGCUGGCGCAUAGCGUGGCACACCUUGUCGGACGAUCCCACGGCGCAGCCGGAGCCCUGUCUGGAAGCUUGGGGACUGGUCCGCGGAGCCGGUCUCACUUGCAAGCUGCCUGUGCAUAUAACAGGUGUUGGCGACUUCGUGCUCUCCAGAAUUGAGCCUGUGGGGCCGCCGCCAAAAAGGCGGGAGUACGCUGCAUUAAAUAGCCACACAGCAACUGAGAUGGAAGCCCUUGGGGCAGGCCUGGAAGAGGUUGUCCAAGCAUGCCAACCCUUGCAGCCUAUGGACAUUGCUGCCUUGGAGCAAACCUGGCCCACAGAAGACGAUAUUACCGGUGACGGUGAGACCGAGUCAGCUACUUACAGGAGGCGUGUCCGCGUCCCUAGGGAUGUAGGCGAUUAUGAGCGAGCGUGGCUGGAGUCAGAUACAGACGGUACAGGUGACGAACGCGAGGACGAGGUAUAUAUGAACAGCGAUGCCGAUAUGCAACCUGAGGAGGCUGCUUCUGCGGACGCUGAGCAGGCCUCAGGCGCACCUGAUGAAGCAGAUGAUGAUUGGAAGCCCCUCAACGGUGCAGAACAGCAACAGAUGAAAACAGAUAAGUAUGUGCGGGACAUUGUUGGCAGUUCAAACGUGGGACCCAAUAGUGACGAAGGAGCCCCUUCUGAAGGGUUUCAGCACUCAUCGGCGUCUAGUGCUCGCUCUGGCGUCGACACUCCGUUGGAUAUUCCGGCGAAGGAACGCUUCCAGAAGUAUCGCGGCCUGAAGAGCUUCCGAUCGUCACCUUGGGCUCAGAAUGAAGACCUGCCUCUGGGUUACGGCCGCAUUAUCGAUGUGUCCAGCCUGAAGGGUCUGGCGGCAUUUGCACAUCGUGCUCAUGCACAAAUGUGUCAACCCACGGCCGGCUUCUCAGGAAGGUUUUGCCGCUUGUUGUUGCCACUGCGUCAUUCAUACAUGCUGCAGCAGCUACUGAAGCAGCAUCCAUCUCGGAGCAGCAAGGAUCUUGAGGAGGCUUUGGUUGAGGCGAUGGCGCAACGAGUGGCUGGGCGCUUCGCCGUUGAAGCUCAGAGUCUUUCGUCUGCUCCAAAGUCCAGUGCAGAUGACGACCUGAUGGUUCCCGAUUUUCUUUUAGUGUCGCAGUUGUUGCAGCACGAGAGCCAGGUGGCGGUAGUCCACUCCCAAUUAACGUUUUGCGAUGAUGUACCCAUAAAGGGCAAGGAUCCACUGUUGAUGGCUUGCGGAUUCCGGAGAUUUCCGGCCGCCCCAAUUUACUCAGAAGAACCGCGGCAAGGCGUGCGUAGCGCGGCGAAGUGGAAACUUAAGCGCUGGGCAGAACCAGGCACAACUGUCACCGCAACAGUGUACUCGCCACUGGUGCUUCCACCGUCUCCCUGCAUUAUGCUUCGGUCGGACAAGUCAGUUCUUCCAGUGAAUAAAGCGAGUAGCCGCUUAAUUAUUAAACGCGUGCUCCUCAGUGGCCAUCCAUUCAAGGUUCAUAGGCGCAAAGCAGUUGUGCGGUUCAUGUUCUUCAAUCCUGACGACGUGCGGUGGUUUGCACCAAUCGAGCUGCACACAAAGAGGGGACUCCGCGGAAACAUUGUCGAGCCGUUGGGUACGCAUGGGUACAUGAAGUGCAAAUUCAGCGACUACCUCAAGCAGAAUGACGAGGACGCUUAG